Molecule: messenger RNA, 3778 nt
Organism: Cheilinus undulatus (humphead wrasse)
Lineage: Eukaryota; Metazoa; Chordata; Actinopteri; Labriformes; Labridae
Product: phosphatidylinositol 4,5-bisphosphate 3-kinase catalytic subunit alpha isoform
Exons: 22
Coding region: 416-3631 (1071 amino acids)
Biological process (GO): phosphatidylinositol 3-kinase/protein kinase B signal transduction; cell migration; phosphatidylinositol-3-phosphate biosynthetic process
Cellular component (GO): phosphatidylinositol 3-kinase complex, class IA; plasma membrane; cytoplasm
Molecular function (GO): 1-phosphatidylinositol-4-phosphate 3-kinase activity; 1-phosphatidylinositol-3-kinase activity
Source: RefSeq, a predicted model, not a curated record
GAUGAGCCUGCUAGCAGCCUUCGAGCAGGCUAGCUGUGUAGAGCUAGCGUGCUACCAAAGUGUGCAGUUUAUUUUCGGGACAGCACGAUGAAGAACAUUAAGUAUUUUAUACUUAUCCCGCUACAUCAUAUUGACAACAUAACCGGGAGAUAGGGGCGUCUUUUCGUCAGUGAAGCGGGUCUGUGCGACCCUCCAGGAUCAUUGUCUGGAUGGACUAACGUCCGAGCUAGCACCGCUGCUUGAGACUUCCCGAGCGGGCACGGAUGGGAUUUCCUCAGCUAGCCGAUGCUAAUGGUGGUGCUGGCUGAUUAGCUUCACGGCUAACCGGUUGGCGUAAGCUAUCUGACACAGUUGGUUGACGUAGCUCAUCUGAUAAUUACCAGGCUCUGAAAAGAGCGGAUUUGCUGGCACGACCAUGCCUCCCAGGCCCUCCUCAGGAGAACUAUGGGGGAUGCACUUGAUGCCCCCCAGCAUCCUAGUGGACUGCCUUCUGCCAAAUGGCAUGAUUCUCACGUUGGAGUGCCUUCGGGAGGCCACACUGAUCACAGUCAAGCAUGAUCUCUUUAAAGAGGCCAGGAAGUACCCUCUGUACCAUCUGCUGCAGGAGGAGAGCUCCUACAUCUUUGUCAGUGUCACCCAAGAGGCGGAGCGGGAAGAGUUUUAUGAUGAGACCAGAAGGUUGUGUGACCUAAGGCUUUUCCAGGCUUUUCUUAAAGUUAUUGAGCCAGUAGGCAAUAGAGAAGAGAAGAUCCUCAACAGAGAGAUUGGUUUUGCUAUUGGAAUGCCCAUUUGUGAGUUUGACUUGGUGAAAGACUCAGAAGUGCAGGACUUUAGAAGGAACAUUUUAAAUGUUUGUAAAGAGGCUGUGGACCUUAGAGACUCUAAUGGACCCCACAGCAGAGCUUUGUACGUCUAUCCUCCCAAUGUAGAAUCCUCUGCAGAACUUCCCCGGCACAUCUAUAACAAGUUGGACAAAGGUCAAAUUAUUGUGGUUAUAUGGGUUAUUGUGUCACCCAGCAAUGACAAGCAGAAGUACACACUGAAGAUCAACCACGACUAUGUGCCAGAACAGGUGAUAGCUGAGGCCAUCCGCAAAAAGACUCGCAGCAUGCUGCUCUCCCAGGAGCAGCUAAAGAUGUGUGUGCAGGAGUAUCAGGGAAAGUACAUCCUCAAAGUCUGCGGCUGUGAUGAGUACUUACUGGAGAAAUACCCUCUGAGUCAGUACAAGUAUGUGCGCAGCUGUAUCAUGCUGGGACGGAUGCCCAACUUGAUGCUAAUGUCCAAAGACAGUCUGUAUUCCCAGCUGCCCAUGGACAACUUCACCAUGCCGUCUUAUGCGAGGCGAAUAUCCACAGCAACGCCCUACAUGAACGGGGAAACAGCCACAAAGUCUUUGUGGACGAUCAACGGGACACUGAGGAUCAAGAUACUGUGCGCCACCUACGUCAAUGUCAACAUCAGAGACAUUGACAAGAUCUAUGUCAGGACUGGGAUCUACCAUGGUGGAGAACAGUUGUGCGACAAUGUCAACACGCAGCGAGUGCCCUGCUCAAACCCCAGGUGGAACGAGUGGCUGAACUACGACAUGUACAUUCCAGACAUCCCACGUGCCGCCCGCCUCUGUCUUUCCAUCUGCUCUGUGAAGGGAAGGAAGGGAGCUAAAGAGGAGCACUGUCCCCUCGCCUGGGGCAACAUCAACCUGUUUGACUACACCCACACACUGGUAGCAGGGAAGAUGGCUCUCAACCUAUGGCCGGUCCCACACGGCCUGGAAGACCUGCUCAACCCUAUCGGCGUCACAGGAUCUAACCCAAACAAGGAAACCCCUUGUCUGGAGCUAGAGUUUGACCACUUCAGUUGCCCUGUCAAGUACCCUGAUAUGACCAUCAUCGAAGAUCAUGCAAACUGGAACAUCUCCAGAGAACUUGGCUUCAAUUACUGCCACACUGGUUUGAGUAACAGACUGGCAAGGGACAACCCCCUGACUGACGCUGACAAUGAGCAGCUACGCCAGGUGUCCAACAGAGACCCGCUUUCUGAAAUCACUGAGCAGGAGAAAGACUUUCUUUGGAGGCACAGACAAGACUGUGUCAACAUGCCAGAGAUCCUUCCCAAGAUCCUCCUGGCUGUGAAGUGGAACUCAAGAGAUGAAAUCGCACAGAUGUACUGCCUUCUGAAGGACUGGCCUGCUAUCAAGCCAGAACAAGCCAUGGAGUUGCUCGAUUGCAACUUCCCUGAUCCCAUGAUCCGAGAGUUUGCUGUAAAGUGCCUUGAGAAAUACCUAACUGAUGACAAACUCUCACAGUACCUCAUUCAACUGGUUCAGGUUCUAAAGUAUGAGCAGUACCUUGAUAACCCACUUGCACGCUUCCUGCUUAAAAGGGCUUUAACCAAUCAGAGGAUAGGACAUUUCUUCUUCUGGCAUUUAAAAUCAGAGAUGCAUAACAAGACAGUGAGCCAGCGAUUCGGCCUACUGUUGGAGUCAUACUGCCGAGCCUGUGGCAUGUAUCUAAAGCAUUUGAGCAGACAGGUGGAGGCCAUGGAGAAGCUCAUCAAUCUGACCGACCUCCUCAAACAGGAGAAAAAAGAUGAAGCCCAGAAGACGAUAAAGGUUCAAAUGAAGUUUCUGGUAGAGCAGAUGAGACGGCCUGAUUACAUGGAUGCCCUGCAGAACUUCACCUCCCCGCUGAAUCCAGCUCAUCAGCUCGGGAACCUCCGCCUGGAAGAAUGCAGGAUGAUGUCGUCAGCCAAGCGACCGCUGUGGCUUAACUGGGAAAACCCAGAUAUGAUGUCAGAGCUGCUUUUUCAAAACAACGAAAUCAUCUUCAAAAAUGGAGACGAUCUGAGGCAGGACAUGCUGACGCUGCAGAUCAUUAGGAUAAUGGAGAACAUCUGGCAGAACCAAGGCCUUGAUCUCAGGAUGCUGCCUUACGGCUGUCUGUCCAUCGGAGACUGUGUGGGCCUGAUAGAGGUGGUGAGGAACUCUCAUACCAUCAUGCAGAUCCAGUGUAAAGGAGGCCUGAAGGGGGCGCUGCAGUUCAACAGCCACACACUGCAUCAGUGGCUCAAGGAUAAGAACAAGGGAGAGAUGUAUGAUCAGGCCAUAGAUCUGUUCACCCGGUCCUGCGCUGGUUACUGUGUAGCCACAUUCAUCUUGGGCAUUGGUGACAGACACAACAGCAACAUUAUGGUCAAAGAUGAUGGACAGCUGUUUCACAUAGACUUUGGCCACUUCCUCGAUCACAAGAAGAAAAAGUUUGGGUACAAGAGAGAACGUGUACCAUUCGUGCUUACACAGGACUUCCUGAUUGUUAUUAGUAAAGGAACUCAAGAGUGCACCAAAACAAGGGAGUUUGAAAGGUUCCAGGAGAUGUGCUACAAAGCCUACCUUGCGAUCCGGCAGCACGCCAACCUCUUCAUCAACCUCUUCUCCAUGAUGCUUGGCUCAGGGAUGCCCGAGCUGCAGUCAUUCGACGACAUCGCUUACAUCAGGAAGACCCUGGCCUUGGACAAAUCAGAGCAGGAAGCUUUGGACUACUUCAUGAAGCAGAUGAACGACGCUCACCAUGGUGGCUGGACUACAAAGAUGGACUGGAUCUUCCACACGAUCCGCCAGCACGCCAUGAACUAGAACGAGGACUAUACCAGAUUAGGAAUAAAGGACUGUGACGGCAGCAGCAGAAAGAAAAAUGAGACGUGAGAGAGGUAUUUCCCCAAACACACUAAGGCCUCGUUGAUACUUAUCCCUACAAGUGCACCUCAAAGGGUGCUCAGAAAG